Herpailurus yagouaroundi (jaguarundi) is the source of this 615-nucleotide messenger RNA. RefSeq names its product complement C3 alpha chain-like. Bases 22 to 345 code for a protein of 107 amino acids. NCBI's taxonomy places the organism in Eukaryota, Metazoa, Chordata, Mammalia, Carnivora, Felidae. The record is from RefSeq and is a predicted model, not a curated record. The transcript has 5 exons. Gene Ontology annotation, cellular component: extracellular region.
GGCACCUUGUCGGUGGUGACAAUGUACCAUGCCAAGCUCAAAAGCAAACACACCUGCAAGAACUUUGACCUCAAGAUUAAUGUACGACGAGCUCCUGAAGAUGUCAAGAGGCCUCAGGAAGCCCUGGACACCAUGAUCCUUGACAUCUGUACCAGGUACCUGGGAGACCAGGAUGCUACCAUGUCGAUCCUGGAUAUAUCCAUGAUGACUGGCUUUUCUCCUGACACUGGUGAUCUCCACCAGUUGAGCAACAUCAUUGGAAGAUACCUCUCUUUGUGUGACAUGAACAAUAAGAACACCGUCACCAUCUACCUGGACAAGGUAAGGCUUCCAAUGGGGAUCUGACGUCUACCAGGCAGGCCUCCUUCUGGGCCACACCAGGCCCAGUCUAGGAGGUGAGGGGUCUCUGCUGCUGGGUGGUGGAGGGAAGGGGCAUAAAAAGAAGGUGGACAACCCAGGUCCUCUCAUCUUUUCUAAGCAGCUUACCUUCUGACCAGUCUCAUUUCAACCUCAUUUUAUACUUGCUUCCUCCAGCUUCUUCUCAUCAUAGUCCUAAACAACUUUUGAAGGGAGCCACUUGGGUUUAAAAAAUAAAGUGCUCAGUGCUGAAAAGCA